This is a messenger RNA of Fonticula alba, 2596 nucleotides long. RefSeq lists its product as hypothetical. The transcript is spliced from 3 exons. The record is from RefSeq and is a predicted model, not a curated record. The coding region runs from base 107 to 2596 and encodes 829 amino acids. Lineage: Eukaryota; Rotosphaerida; Fonticulaceae.
GUCUGCUCCCGUCCCCUCCGCCCCCCUUCCUUCUUUGCUCUGCCCCUCCCCCUUUUUGUCUCCUCCCCUUUCCUUCCCUCCUUUCCUCGAUCCCCCCCGGCAAACAAUGUCUGGCUCCGUUGCCUGCCACCUUUGCGGCCAGGAGCUUCGCUCGCAGACCCUGCUCAAGAUGCACCUCACCAAGAAGCACCCCGAUGGGCAGGCCGAGCCGGUAGCCACGCAAACCGACGACAAUCUGGACCCUCGGCUGGCCAAGAUCUUCGAGGACAUCAAGAUCGUCCGGCCCACCUCCGGCGCCACGCACGAGCGCGGCACCGAGGAGGACCGCGAGCGGCAGGCCCGCGCGGAGAAGGCCCUCAGCUUCCUGGAGCGUGUGGAAAACACCCAGCAGAAGGCCCACAACCUGGAGACGGCCUCGCAAAUGGUCGGCGAGGCCACCGACCGGUUCCGCUUCGGCGACUUCCACGACCGGGACCCCUUCGCCGAGAAGGCCUCCAUCGAGCGUCUGGCCGAGGAGCAUUUUGGUGGGAGCGCCGACCUGGAGGUCAUCGACCAGGGUGAUGGCUCGACCCGGAAGGUUGUCACGCACCUGUCCAAGUUGCUGGCGCGCACGCCCCUCCCGAACGCCGAGCAGCCUGCCCCCGAGAAGAAGCCGGCCGCCGAGGUGUCCAAGCCGCCGGCCACGGCCAAGCCUGCCGGCCAGUCGAUCGCCUCAACCAGCAGCCCCUUCAGUUCGGCUGCGGAGAUGACGGCGCCGGUGGUCGGCUCGGCUGGCCCCUCCGGUUCGGCCUCCCCUGGUGCAGCUGCGCCGAGCCCCUUCGGAAGCAAGUCUACUGGCGCCCCGGCGGCCAGCCCCUUCGGCUCCGGUGCCUUCGGUGCCGCCAAGGCCAGUCCCUUUGCAUCGAACUCUGCCUCCGCGGUGUCCAGCCCCUUCGGGUCGAAUUCCGCCGCCGGUGCAAGCCCCUUCGGGUCGAAUUCCGCCGCCGGUGCAAGCCCCUUCGGGUCGGCUUCCACCUCGGGGGCAAGCCCCUUCGGGACCGGCGCUGCCGUGCCCGGUACUGGUCCUUUCAGUUCGGCCGCCGCCUCCGGGGGCAGCCCCUUCGGCGGGAACCACUUCGCCAAGCCAGCUGCCCCCGGCCCGGCCGCCUCUUCGACCAGCACGCCGGCCACAGCACCCAGUCCUUUCGGCUCGAAUGCCGUCGCCCCUGGCACUAGCUCCUCGGGUUUGAGCAACAACACCGGGGCCGGGGCUAGCCCCUUCGGUGGGACGCCCUUCGGCGCGGGUGCCUCAUCCAUGGCCAGCCCCUUCGGUCGGGGCCCCUUCGACACCGGAUCCAAUGACAAGAAGGCGGCCUUCGGCCAGCCGAGCGCUUUCUCCAAUCCGGUGGCGCCUUUCUCGUCGGCCGGGUCGCCCUUUGCCUCGGCCGGGGGCUUUGCCUCUGCCAGCAAGGGGGCCAGUCCCUUUUCCUCGGCCGCGGCGACUGCGGUCGGCUCGGGUGCGGUCAGCUCGGGUGCGGUCAGCUCGCCCUUCGGCGCGACGGCUGUCGUCCCGUCCGCCGGAGCCAGCGCCGCGAAGGUCUUCCCCGGGGCUAUCCGGUCUCCGGAGCUCGAGCACUCCAGUGCCGGGUCCGCCAGUGAGGAGUACUCCGACGAGGACGGCGAUGAUGGGGAUGAGGAUGGCGCUGAUGAGAGCGCCGACAGCGCCGAGGACUACAGCCAGGAUGAGGACGACGAGGACUACAGCCAGGCUGAGGACGACGAGGACUACAGCACGGAGGAUGAGGAGGAUGAGCCUGCUCCGGAGCAGGCUCCCUCCUCCAAGUCCAUCAUCUCGCCGUUUGCCUCGGUGGGCCUGGGUGGCGCUGCUGCUGCUGCUGCUGCUGCUACUGCUGCCAGCACCCCGGGCCCGGUCGCGGGCCAGCCCACUGGCUCGUCCAUUUUCCUGACAAAUACUCCCGGCUCCAAGGCGACCGGCUCUCCGGCCGCCGACACCCCGGCGGCCGGCGCCCCGGGGCCGGCUCAACCUGCCAAUCAGUUUGUCUUCCAGCCGCUGGCCUCCAGCAUUAAGAAGCCGGGCGCUGGUGGUGUCACCCCGGCGCCGGCCCCUCCUGCGGCCGCUCCGAUGCUGAAGAUGGACUCCUUGCAAUUCAAGGGUGUCUCCUUCCUUGCAGCCCCGGCCGACUCGCUGGCGGAGGAUGAUGGGCCGUCCGCCACCCCGGUCGCCGUCGCGCCCGUUCCCGCGCCAGGGAAGCUUCCUCUCCCGACAAUCGCCCUGGGCGCCGGCGCGAGCUCCGCCUCCUCCAAGCCUCUCCUCUUCACAAACAUCUCCGCAACACUGCCGGCUGCUGCUUCGACGACUGCGACCCCCACUCCAGCCGCCGCAGCCAAGGCCUCCGUUGUCACCACCCCGGCUGCCGCGACUCCGGCCGGAGCUAUUGCCAAUCCCAUCAAGGUUGACAACACUGGCACCUGGGCUUGCACCACUUGCCUGUCGCGCAAUGCCGACAAGCUUGACAACUUGUUUUCUGCCCUUCUUCGCAUGCUUUUCCCUCGGCUGGUCCGUCCCCCUGCCGGACUGUGGACACGCGUGGGCUAA